Suillus subalutaceus is the source of this 1240-nucleotide messenger RNA. RefSeq lists its product as uncharacterized. Lineage: Eukaryota; Fungi; Basidiomycota; Agaricomycetes; Boletales; Suillaceae. The coding region runs from base 54 to 1133 and encodes 359 amino acids. The record is from RefSeq and is a predicted model, not a curated record. The transcript is spliced from 4 exons. Gene Ontology annotation, molecular function: protein binding.
GUAGAAGUUCACAUACACAUCCACAGUGUGCUACUGCGGCACUGCUACUUCUCAUGAGAAACCUGGCAAACAUCACCUCUAGCCGUCGAGUGCUGCUCACACUCAUCCCCGUCUCAUUGGCUGCAGGCUGGACGUAUUGGUUAUCGUGGCGCACAACAAGCAGCUUACUCACGAGCCGCAUGACCGCCGAGCCGCAAAACGUCAGACAGCAUCCUACAUACUGGUUUAGCGAUGGUUCCAUCGUCAUUCGAUCACGCAGCAUGAGCAAUGGGGAGGUUUGCUUCAAGCUGCACGAGAGCUUGUUGCGUCGACAAUCCCGCUUUGUUCAAAGGAUGUUAGAUAGCGAGACCAGCGCCGACUCUGAAGUAUUGAUUCCACCAGAACUUGGUGUUCAAGUCCAGGAUUUUACAGCGCUGCUGGAGCAUCUAUACCAUGAUAUCCCUCUUUCCGCUGAAGCGCCCUUCUCGCAUGUUGCGGCGAUCCUGCGUGUCUCUUCCCCGAAUCAGCUUGAUCUGCCCGGUGUGCACAUGUCAGCACGGGCUUACUUUGUAUCGAUGUUUCCACAGGGGCCUCAGCCAUUCGCACAUCCUAGUAGCCAUCUAAAAGAGGCACUGGCACUUGUGCAGUCGUAUCAGAUUCCAUCGAUCAGGAAAGGCAUAUAUUACAGCAUUGUGACGACUUCUGAAUUCGAACCCGAGGACGAUGACUUGGAUCUGGAAAUUUUCAUUAAACCAAACGGUUUGCCAGGGUCAUCGUCAACGCCACGCCUCGUUCUACCCCCAACAGAUGUCGAGCGGUGCAGAAGCUUGAUGACUGGCAUCGUGGAGCAUUUCACCCCUAUUUUGUUCACACCACCUGCAACUCCUCAUAUGGCAUGUACAGACGUGUUUGCGGACAAAUGGAUGCCGCUCGUAAUAACGCCUGCAAUAUCUAACUCUGGUGUCUGCAAACCACUCGAAAUGCUUGAGCAAAUUAAGCAAAUCGACUGGGCCGCCGAGGGCUUGUGUGCUACGUGUGUCAGAGAAAAGAUACAAGAGUGGACACAGGAGCAGGAAGAUGUAUGGGAGAAAAUGGACUCAUGGUUGGUUGGUUGGUUGAAUCCGGAGUUCGGCACAAAGCAUUCCCUUGUUUGAAAUACACAAUGGAGAUAUAGAUCAGGUUUGUUGUGGUAUUCGCGGCCCAUCUAUAAUUAUUGUAUGUAAAUCGGGCACCAACAGUUGUCGACGUCUGUUACAGUGAA